AUGCAGUUCAAUGUGAUCGCCACUGUCUUCACCCUCCUCCUCAGCUCUCAGACUGUCAUUGCCGCCCCUGCCGCAGAGCCUGCUGCCCUCGAGGCCCGCUCGUGCCCCGGUGGGAACUACAACCAAUGUUAUCUGCAGACCGUGUCGAGCUGCACUCCGCCUUGCCAGACAUGCCUCGGAACCUGUCAGCAAUCAGCUACAGCCACUUGCACCAAGUUGUGCAGCUAG
Molecule: messenger RNA, 228 nt
Organism: Aspergillus wentii DTO 134E9
Lineage: Eukaryota; Fungi; Ascomycota; Eurotiomycetes; Eurotiales; Aspergillaceae
Exons: 2
Coding region: 1-228 (75 amino acids)
Source: RefSeq, a predicted model, not a curated record